This is a messenger RNA of Meloidogyne enterolobii, 333 nucleotides long. The record is from the annotation of a GenBank genome assembly. Lineage: Eukaryota; Metazoa; Nematoda; Chromadorea; Rhabditida; Meloidogynidae.
AUGACUAAUUAUGACUAUUUUAGGAGGGGUAAUUAUUUUUUCGAUCUCUGGCUGGAGGGGGAUUUAAUCGAAUUAUUGGAAAAUAGUUACUUGGAUAAUUCAACAGAUAAAAAGUUGGUGAAUGAGAAAGGAGGAAUUUGUGUUGAAAUUGAUAAUAUUAAUUCUUUAUUCGAUAUUUAUCGUCAAAAAGGGGAAAAUGAUGAAAAGAAAGCAAAGGAAGAUGAAUCAAAUUCUGAAAUUAGUGAAUUUGAUAUUCUCGAUAAUGAAAAUGGAAAAAAGAAGAAGAUAAUUAAUGAUGAAAUUUAUAUAGAAGAAGAAGAAGAAAAGGAGUAA